Molecule: messenger RNA, 3040 nt
Organism: Myripristis murdjan (pinecone soldierfish)
Lineage: Eukaryota; Metazoa; Chordata; Actinopteri; Holocentriformes; Holocentridae
Gene: mier3b
Product: mesoderm induction early response 1, family member 3 b
Exons: 13
Coding region: 224-1801 (525 amino acids)
Biological process (GO): negative regulation of transcription by RNA polymerase II
Cellular component (GO): nucleoplasm
Molecular function (GO): transcription corepressor activity; histone deacetylase binding
Source: RefSeq, a predicted model, not a curated record
AAACGAAAUUAGUGUUUACAUUUUCCGAAGCAUAACGUUAGGCUUUUGGUUGAGAAGAUUAGCUUGCUCGCUAGCUAGGGGAACCGACACUGCACAAAUCAGACUUUAUGGCACAGACUAUUCCUCUCUCUUGAAUUCGUUGGGAACUUGGGCUUCCCUAGGGAGUUCGAGUCCAGUUGGCUCUUUAUCGUCAGAGGACCAUGACUUUGACCCAACAGCAGAAAUGUUAGUUCAUGAGUAUGACGAUGAGAGGACUUUGGAGGAGGAAGAGUCUUUGGAGGGAGAGAGGAAUUUCAGCUCGGAGAUUGCAGACCUGGAAAAGGAGGGGAACAUGCCUUUGGAGGAGCUGUUGGCCAUCUAUCGCUAUGAGGCUUCAGCAGGCUCCAGUAUAGACAGCUCCUCUGGAGACCUGACUGACGAGCUGCCAGAUAUGACUCUAGACAAAGAGGAGAUAGCUAAAGACCUGCUGUCUGGGGACUAUGAGGAGGAGACCCAGUCCUCGGCUGAUGAUCUGACCCCUUCAGUGACCUCCCAUGAGGCCACCGAUUUCUUCCCAAGAACACUUCGAUCCAACGCUAUCUCUGACGGCGAUAAGGAGUCAGAGUGUGACGAAGAUGGCCCAAGCCCGGAGGACUCCAGAAAGGAAAUAAUGGUGGGAACACAAUACCAAGCAGAAGUCCCUUCUUGCCUUUGUCACUACAAAGAUGGAGAGAAAGUUUAUGAAGAUGAAGACCAGUUAUUAUGGAGCCCGGGUGUAUUGCCAGAAAACAAGGUUAGGGGUUUCCUGUCUGAUGUGUUGUCAAGGACAACAGAGGAGAAGACGGGAUGCGACAAACCAGGGAUGCACGUUCGAGACAAUGAGCAGGCUUUGUAUGAGCUUGUAAAGUGCAACUACAACACACGUGAAGCACUCGACAGAUACUGCAGCCAUGUAAAGUCCUCAAAAGAAGAAUCACCUCCAUGGUCAGAAGAGGAAUGCAAGAACUUUGAACAUGCACUACAGAUGUAUGACAAGAAUUUUCACCUCAUACAGAAACACAAGGUUACAACACGAACGGUAGCAGAAUGUGUGGCGUUUUACUACAUGUGGAAAAAGUCGGAGCGCUUUGACUUCUUUGUUCAGCAGAAUCGGUUUGGCAAGAAGAAGUACAGCAGCUAUCCCGGUGUAACUGACCUGAUGGACCGGCUGGUGGAUGAAGCUGAGGGACUGGCAGUGGACAGUUCCUCCUCAGUUUGCUCAGGAGGAGGUGGCGGCGGGAGGCUGGAACCUACCACCGACCAGCAGCUCAGCCUGCUCAACUCCAUCACUGCCAGUGACCUCACAGCUUUGAGUAACACUGUAGCCACAGUGUGCAGCCCUGCGGAGGUCAGCUGCCUGGAUUCCUACAGCUUCCCCCCUCUAGAGAGUCUACACCGUGGGUCUCUGAACCAUGAGGAGUCCCUGGGCUUUCCUUCCAACGGAGCAGACCCUGACUGCCUCAACAUGCUUGACGCUGGCUUCUACCACUCAGACCUGGGCCAGCUAGGAGGAGUAUGUGUAAGUAAGGACUGUGAGCGCCCCUCCAAGAGACUUAAGAUGGCGCUGCCUGACUCCUUUAUCAAUGAUGUCUCUGUGGGUAACCUUGGAGUGGACUUUGAAGGGCGGCGGACAACGACACACCACCACCGAAUCACCGGUGCUAAAAUGGCAGUGUCUGUGACAGACUUUGGGAGCUUGGCUGGCAGCGGUGAACCCAAUGGGUUUUUGGGGGCACACGCACGGCACCACACACAGCACACCACGGCGCUCCAGUCAGAGUGAUCUUCCUUUUCUCUUUUUCCUGUUCUUCCCUUUUGAAACCCCUUAUUCUGCUUGUACAUAAGACUCAUCUCACUGGAGAAUCUGAUUUGUUUAAAUUCUAUUAUAUAUAUAUGUAUGUAUAUGUAUAUAUAUAAAUAUAUACAUAUAUAUACAUAUAUAUGUAUAUGUAUAUGAAUAUACUUUUUGUUUUCAUUUUUGUGUAAUAUGACAUCAGUGAUGUCUAUCAUAUAGAACUAAAAUCUUGAUUUCUCUCAAGAGUUUAUAUAGCCAUUUAUUUUAUUUUUGUUUUGCGGUCUUGAGAUGUGUAACGUCCAUGUACAGUGGGGCCCAGAGGCUGCAGUAGGAGAGUUGUGUAUCUUCCUCCUUUCCUCACACACAUACACACGACAUCUUCAGAGCUAUCUUAUCCUGCCAUUGUUUUCAGCUGCCAAAAAACAGCUUCGUUGUCUGACUCUAUUGUUAGUGUUUAGUUGCUGAUCUUUGUUGUUUGAAGUGGUACUUUUUAAAUUCAGUGUUUAGUUUACAGGUACUUUGAGUAACCAGGCAGGGACAAAUGGUUUAAAUUCAUCCCAACGUAAAACCUGGCUAGAUAUGAAAAGCGACACUCAUCAGCAAGGAGACCAGGAGGCGUCGGGCACAGGAUCACUUCAGCUGCUACGGCCUUUCUUUUUGGUUGUAUUUUUCCUCUUUUGCUGUUCUCUCCCUGUGGAAGUUUAUUCAGUAGUUAGUCUGCUUGUUUACUUUCCAACAAAUCAAAGAGGCCAAACUGGAACAUGUGAAUGUUUAUAGCAGUCACUGAAUUUUCAUCCUGUGUAGUCCAGCCCAAAUAAUGGUCCCUCAUAAAAUUUUGUUCCUGUCACACUCUGAAGCAAGUGAUUUAGGACACCCGUGUAGAGAAACAUAACAGGAGCCACCUCUUUUUACAGAUAUGAGAAGGAUAUCAGACAGACUUGCAAACCAUGUACACAGCAAUAUUGAACUGCACAAGAUGUUUGGGCGAACAGCCAUCAAAGCAUAGACGUCAUCAGGCACAGUAAAAUAUAUAACUUAUAGUUUUACUUGGGUUGUGAGGCAGUUUUGGAAAUACUUAAAGCUCGUCAUGAUUUAAAUCAUGAUAUUCUUAGUAGAGUUCUCAUCGGGCCUGAAAAUUAAGACCCGACCCGACCCGGGCUCGACUGGGCCAGCCCGAGGCCCGACCCGACCCGACUAAUUAGCCGAACUAUAGGCCCGACAGCCCGA